CUGAAGCUUACCUGGGGGGCCGUUCAGGAUUCUGCCUCUCAGCCGACUGUCCCUUUUCAUCACCACCCAUGGCUUUAAAAAUAAUUCUUCUUAGGCACUUGGAGGAGGAGAGACACAUUGUGAUAGAGUAGGGCAGUUGGCUGUAGGGAACUGGUGAUUCUGGCUAUCUGAGGGACCAGGAUCCAGGCUCUUUGAGCAGGGUGCUUCCUUUGAGGUCUCGAAGGACUGGGGCGGGCUUGUAUGUGGGCCCUUGCAGACCAGGCUGUACCUGUGCGUGGGGUUCAUUGUCAUGGCUGAGGGGAUCCAGGUGUCCAGCUCAGAGCAACUCCCAGAGCAGGCCUGUAGAUUAGCUCAGCCCCCGCAGGGCUCGGGGCAGACACUGUACCCCCUCACGCCUGGCCUCCUUCUGUGGUUUGGCCUUCUGAGCAUCCCUUUCCUACAAGAUGGACUGUGACUGGUGUCUUGUCGGGCAACUUAGCUUCUAGUUCCAGCUCGGCCGCUCAGCCGCUCAUUCACCAUGUGGCUGAGCAGUUUGCCGCAGAGCUGGCUGAGAUCCAGCUACAUCCUUGGGCUCACAGAGCCUCAGCCUCCCACUCAGGCCUCCGGUUGCCCACACUCCAGCCUUGAUGUGCAGCCUGAUAAAGGCUGGGCCGCAGGCAGCAGUGCUCAGUAUGCCUGGUUCCUCUGGUGUUCUCUGUGGUCAUGACACAGCUGCUGCUGCUCAUUGUGGCUCUCCUGGCCCUGAGUCAUCUGCCUCCAGGGAGAAGUGAAUUUAAGCGGUGCUGGAAGGGCCAGGGGGCCUGCCGGACUUACUGUACAAGGCAAGAAACCUACAUGCACAUGUGCCCAGAUGCCUCCCUGUGCUGCCUGCCCUAUGGAUUCAGGCCUCUGGCCUCUAAGCCUUAAUAUGUGGAGCUGGUUCUGGGGCUGGCACCCUUGCUCUCCAAUAAACACCUGCUGCUGGCUGUCUCCUUUGCUGCUUGCUCACCACCAGGCCACCCCGUGCUGGGGGUACGGGGGUGCACGAGGUCCUGGUAUGGCCGGGAUGUAGGGUUGGUUGGUGAAGGGAGGCGAGGCGCCCGGGGCCAGUGGGUAUUAAUGA
Messenger RNA from Mustela erminea (ermine), 1102 nucleotides. It is a transcript of the gene DEFB124, whose product is annotated as defensin beta 124. Gene Ontology annotation, cellular component: extracellular region. Bases 703 to 906 code for a protein of 67 amino acids. Gene Ontology annotation, biological process: innate immune response; positive regulation of chemokine (C-C motif) ligand 5 production; canonical NF-kappaB signal transduction. Lineage: Eukaryota; Metazoa; Chordata; Mammalia; Carnivora; Mustelidae. The transcript has 2 exons. The record is from RefSeq and is a predicted model, not a curated record.